Messenger RNA from Cygnus atratus (black swan), 2574 nucleotides. It is a transcript of the gene FRMD7, whose product is annotated as FERM domain containing 7. Bases 287 to 2380 code for a protein of 697 amino acids. The record is from RefSeq and is a predicted model, not a curated record. Gene Ontology annotation, cellular component: cytoskeleton. The transcript is spliced from 12 exons. Gene Ontology annotation, molecular function: cytoskeletal protein binding; guanyl-nucleotide exchange factor activity. NCBI's taxonomy places the organism in Eukaryota, Metazoa, Chordata, Aves, Anseriformes, Anatidae.
CUUGCAAAGCUGGUGCACAGCCUUCUCCCCUAGCGACAGAAGCAUCAUUCACAGGGGGCAAGUAUCCUGCAGUGUAGUGGUGAUGUUCAGACCAGGGGAGGCAUCAGUAAUUUUUUGACUUGGUUUUAGACAUUCCUUUCCUUUGCUGCAACCUCCACUCCACAUCCGUGACUGCAGCCUUCUGCAUCCAGCUGAGAAGGAAAUUAUUUAUGAGCGAGGAGUCGGGGCUCCCUGCUCACAGCACUAGGACGCCGCGCCUGCUGCACACUCAGCCACAUGCUUGAGGAUGCUGCAUCUGAAAGUCCAGUUCCUGGAUGACGCCCAGAAGAUCUUUGUAGUUGAUCAAAAAUCCUGUGGAAAAGGGCUGUUUAACCUCACCUGCAGCCACCUCAACCUGGCGGAGAAGGAGUACUUCGGGCUGGAGUUUCGCAGCCAGGCCGGGAACCACGUCUGGCUGGAGCCACUAAAACCCAUAACAAAGCAAGUCAAAAAUCCUAAGGAGGUUCUUUUCAAAUUUAUGGUGAAAUUUUUCCCAGUGGACCCUGGACAUCUGAGAGAAGAGCUGACCAGGUAUCUCUUCACGCUCCAGAUCAAGAAGGACCUGGCGCUGGGGCGGCUGCCCUGCAGUGACAAGAGCGCGGCGCUGCUCGUCUCCCACCUGCUGCAGUCUGAGCUGGGUGACUUCCACGAGGAGACAGACCAGCAGCACCUGGCCACCCACAGGUACCUGCCCAACCAGGAGUACCUGGACAACAAGAUCAUGCACUACCACCGAAGGCACGGGGGGAAGACGCCAGCUGAGUCGGACGUCCAGCUGCUGGACGUGGCCAGGAAACUGGAGAUGUAUGGGAUUCGCCCGCACCCUGCCAGCGACGGCGAGGGGACGCAGAUCAACCUGGCCGUGACACACAUGGGGGUGCUGGUCCUGCGGGGCAAUACAAAGAUCAACACAUUCAACUGGUCCAAAAUUCGCAAACUGAGUUUCAAGAGGAAGCAUUUUCUCAUCAAGCUCCAUGCAAACAUUUCUGCACUGUGCAAGGACACGCUGGAGUUCACCAUGGCGAGCAGGGAUGCCUGCAAGGCUUUCUGGAAGACGUGUGUGGAGUACCACGCAUUCUUCCGGCUGUCUGAAGAGCCCAAGUCAAAGCCCAAAGCCCUUCUGUGCAGCAAGGGCUCGAGUUUCCGCUACAGUGGGAGGACACAGAGACAGCUGCUGGAGCACGGGAGGAAGGCGAAGAUGAAGAGCCUGCCUUUUGAGAGGAAGCACCACGCAUCCCGCUAUGACGAGAGGCAGUGCCGUUCUUCCCCGGACCUCCUGACAGAUGUGUCCAAGCAGGUGGAGGAGCUGCGCCUGGCCUAUGGCAGCCGGGGCUCCUUCCGCGCUGCCAACGGGGUGCACACCUCGGAGCCCACGCUGGACAGCCGCUGCUGUAGCUCCACCACAGAGGUGACAUUCGCCGCCGAGCUGGAGCGCUCCAAGCCUGAAGCAGCCCCCGUCUUCCUGCCCCACUCCAAGAGCAGCUCCGCCUUCCCCCUGCUCUACGCGGAGCUGGAGCUGGAGCGGGCGUGGGAGCCCGCCGACCUCUUUGGCUCCAGGAACCCCUUGACAUCCUUUCGGCCCCACCACAAGUUUGCCGGGAACAGUAAGAGCACCUCGGUGGGCAACAUGCGGGAGGUCAGCACGAGGCCGCUGGUGUACACAGACGUGCCAUGCCCCCAGCCACUGGCCACCCCGGCCCCGCAGGUCCUCUUUUACGUAGACAGGCCACCACAGCCCCUGUGCCACGUGCAAACGCCCAGCCAGGAGGCAGAAGGAGCAGCCGGUGGUUGCAUCCCCACGGCCACAAAAACACCCAAGUGGAGCCCAAGCACUGCCUGGACGGGGGAAUUACAGCACGAGGCUUCACACAGGGCUGUGGGCACCAGCGCAGCCCCAGAAGGGGGGAGCAGGUCGCUGGCUCGCUCCUUUGAUUAUGGCCUUCAAGAGCAGCCUCCCAAACGGUCCUGGAGCCAGUCGGACAUGAAAACCAUCCGCUUCCCCCACAGCUCGGAGUUCAGGCCCCUGGGCCCACGCCCUGCCCUGAGCAGCCGGAAGGCAGGAAUCCUACGGCACGCGCUGGCCCAGCAAGGGCUCACGCCACGGCCGCGGCACCCCGCCGAGCGCUACGUGGGCAGCAGCACUGAGUCCAGCGACUCCGACUCCGACCUCCUGGCCGCUGAAUACUGCUCCCUGUACGGCCGGGUGCUGCGGUCGCCCAUGGCUCGGGUGCGGCUGUCCUCUGGCAGCCUCCAGCUGGAAGAAGAGGAUGAAGAGGUGUCCUGCGCGACCGGCGCUGCUGAAGAGAGGACUUCCAGGGGGGCCUCCAGGUACUUCACUUAGGUGCCUCACACCGGCUGAAAGGAGCCACAGGUGGCCAGGACUGAUCCGGACCCACAGAAUGGUCACAGUCCUGCUUGCAGGGCUGCUUACUGCUUGCGAAACGUUGCGAUGGACUCAUGUUGUGUGAGUGCUCUUAGCUGUAGAGGAAGUGUUAAGGGACAGCUGGGGAAUGUUCAGAGGUACCCAUCUCCUGC